AUACAUAUAGAGAGAGAGAGAUGAAAUGAGAUACAAAUGUAAAUACAAUCUGAUCCAGCGAUGCAAUAAUUAGUAUAAAGUGUAAAACAGCUUAGCUUAAAAAGGCUGCAGCGCAGCUUAUUCUUUCUUGGCGAUCUCCAUAUAGAUAGCGCUUUCGCUGUUUUUGUUUCAAGAAAAAGGUGAGCUCUGAUCCGAUCGAUCCGACCCUGCAAUCAAGAAAGCAGUGGCUAGGAUUAAUUUCUGCUGGGAUUAUUAUUGGAGAACUAACGAAGAAGAAUUUAAGGAAACAAGCUAGGAACAACAUGAGUUACUAUGGGGACUCAAACCUGGGAAACCAUCAUCAUCAUCAGGAAAGAACAUCAUCGUCUUCCUCGGGGUCGGGGUCGUCCAGGAAGAGCAAGAAGAGCGGUUCAGACAAACCUAAACAGCCGCAAAGAGGCCUCGGGGUUGCCCAGUUAGAGAAGAUUAGAUUGCACUCCCAAAUGGGUUGCACUUUUCUUCCUGAUUCUCUUCACCAUAAUCCUUUCGACACCAACCUUUCCCAGGAGGAUAUGAGAUUGCAGACGGGUUACUCUCCAUCUCCAUCAUUCUCGUACUCCUCGUCGUCUUACGGUUAUCCAGGCCACCAAGGCAUCAUGAUGAAUAUGAGCGAGAUGGAAAGAGCGAAUAUGAGAUAUGGAGAUUCUCAAGCCAGCUCCAAUCUAAGUUGGCAUCCUGGUACAGUCUAUGAGCCCCAACAAUAUGCACAACCCAACAUGACUAGACAUUUCCUCAGCCAACAACUAGAGGAUCCAACGGACAGAAGGGGGACGAGAGACCGGAGCGGCUCGACCGGCUCGGGUGACCAGACCUCUGAUUCCAAGGGCAAUCAAGAACUGGAUUUGGAGCUGAGACUGUCACUCUGAUCUAAUGAUGACCACCCAAUUUAUUAGUAUUGUUUUUCUGGUACUUUGAACGGUACGGAAAUGCAUAUUCUCAAAUAGUGACUGCAGAUUUUUCGCGUCACUUAAAAAACUGUACGGGAAUGCAUCUGUCACCUUACAUUAAAACCUAUUUAAAUGUAGAAAAGAACAACUUUUUAAGUUAAAGUUGCAAAAAGUAUUGGCAACUUGAAUUGAUGGAAUUCAAUUUGUUAAUUUCAUGGAGAAUACAUAAGCUGUUAGGGAGUA
This is a messenger RNA of Ipomoea nil (Japanese morning glory), 1169 nucleotides long. Its product is annotated as protein SPEAR1. Gene Ontology annotation, molecular function: DNA-binding transcription factor activity. The record is from RefSeq and is a predicted model, not a curated record. The transcript is spliced from 5 exons. Lineage: Eukaryota; Viridiplantae; Streptophyta; Magnoliopsida; Solanales; Convolvulaceae. Bases 303 to 905 code for a protein of 200 amino acids.